ACCAAAGCGCCUGGAAUCUCCGCAAUUCUCUAUCAAUAUGUUAUGUCUACUACCUACACUUGGUUGUGUUUGAUGAUACCCAUCCAGUACUCUUUCAGAUAAGUUUGUUUCUUAAGGCGGUGGUGGUUGUAAAACAUCUGUGGUUCUUUGACAAUAACUCCGCCUCUCUAAUCAGUUUAAAGAGUUGUAUUGACAAACAUUGGAAAAUGCUAAAAAAAUGCUGUUUCUGCGUUAAAUUGCGCAAAGCCUGCAUCAUAAUAGCCAUCGUGGACUUCCUCUUUAACGUAGUGGUGCUCAACUUGGCGGGUCAUGAGUUCAUCGCACACAUGGAGCAGGCGGUGGCCAUCUGCCAUUGCAUCGGCUGCACAUUCCUGCUCGGCGGAGCUCUAAUCAGAUCCACUGUUCUGCUGAUGUUCUUCCUCAUCACCAGCCUGACCAACUGCAUGAUCCUGAUCGUGUACUGCAUCUACAUGCUGAUUAAGAAGGAGCGGUACCGGGAGAUAAUUGUCCCAGGAUCUGCAAUAUAUAUAUGCUGUGGCAUCUACUUCUGGAUUGUCGUCUACUCGUAUUAUGCCGAAGUCAGAAAUCCCGAAGAAGUCGUGGAAGUUUAAUUACCCACACAGAAAUAAUAAAAUUGCCUUCUGGUCCGGAUUGUGUGAUCCAUUUUUCCAGGUGCUUCUGAUUUCAAAAGUUAAUUGCAAUUAUCCUUAAUGUUUGUUUGGUAAGCUCAAAUGAAAUUAGAAAAUCAGAUUCCAAAGUAUAUAUUAAAACAAAUUAAAGCAA
Molecule: messenger RNA, 783 nt
Organism: Drosophila yakuba
Lineage: Eukaryota; Metazoa; Arthropoda; Insecta; Diptera; Drosophilidae
Exons: 5
Coding region: 207-611 (134 amino acids)
Source: RefSeq, a predicted model, not a curated record